Medioppia subpectinata is the source of this 633-nucleotide messenger RNA. The record is from the annotation of a GenBank genome assembly. NCBI's taxonomy places the organism in Eukaryota, Metazoa, Arthropoda, Arachnida, Sarcoptiformes, Oppiidae.
AUGAAAGAGUUUGGAUUCCUAUACGACUCAUCAAUGGUCGCCCCGCGAUCUGAUCCACCCCUUUGGCCGUUCACUCUUGAUUACAGAAUCCCUCAUAGAUGUCACGGAUCUCGUCAGAGAUGUCCGUCGCGAUCGUUUCCCGGGACGUGGGAAAUGAUUAUGAAUCCAUUCGACAUCGAAGGUCACAUCUGCGCUAUGGUUGACAGUUGUCCCACACAUCUAUCUGAAGAUGAGAUCUAUGCUAUGUUUAUGGAUAAUUUCAAUCGUCAUUAUAACACUAAUAGAGCGCCUUUUGGUCUUUAUUUCCAUACGAUUUGGUUUAAAGAAAAAGAAAACUUCAAAAUUCUUCUCAGAUUUAUCGAUGAUUUAAUGCAAAACAAAGACGUAUUCUUCGUAUCCAAUUAUCAAGCGAUUGAAUGGAUGAGAACUCCGACCCCAAUAUCACAACUCAAAGACUUCGAGCCCUGGAAGUGCAAGAAAGACAUUGAGCCAAACCUAAUAGCCUGUAAUCAUCCCAAAUCAUGCAAACUCGCCAGUCGUCAGGUCAAAGGCGAACGAUAUCUACACACAUGCUUUGAUUGUCCGGAUGUUUAUCCCUGGGUUAAGAAUGAAUUCGGUUUAGAGUUUAAAUAA